GCCCCGCCAACCUGCGCGUGGAGAAAGGCGCAGCGGCCUCCGCGCCCUUCCGACCCGUGCGCUUUUCUGGGGUCCCCCGUCCGAGCCCCAUCCCGACACUGAGCAGAGCAUCUCACUGCAGACCUGGAUGCAGCGCCGAGGCUUCCUCCUCCUCGCCCUCCUCGCCCUGCUGGCGCUCACCUCCGCGGUGGCCAAAAAGAAAGACAAAGUGAAGAAGGGAGGCCCGGGGAGCGAGUGCGCGGAGUGGAUCUGGGGGCCCUGCACCCCCAGCAGCAAGGACUGCGGCGUGGGUUUCCGCGAGGGCACCUGUGGGGCCCAGACACAACGCAUCCGGUGCCGGGUGCCCUGUAACUGGAAGAAGGAGUUUGGAGCCGACUGCAAGUACAAGUUUGAGAGCUGGGGGGCAUGUGAUGGGGGCACAGGCACCAAAGCCCGCCAAGGCACCCUGAAGAAGGCGCGGUACAAUGCCCAGUGCCAGGAGACCAUCCGUGUGACCAAGCCCUGCACCCCCAAGACCAAAGCCAAGGCCAAAGCUUCAUUCCUGACUCACAGCAGCCCUGGAGGCCAACAGGGCAGAGUGGAAUCUGCCCACUUCUCAGCCAAGAAAGGGAAGGGAAAGGACUAGCGGCCAGGCCUGGAUGCCAAGGAGCCCCUGGCUUUACUCGGAGGCCUGGCCCACGCCCUCCCUCUACCGGCCCAGGAUGUAACCCACCAGUGCCUUUUGCCUGCUCGUUAGCUUUAUCAAUCAUGUCCUGCUUCUUCCCUUUCACUUGCCCACACCCACCCCAAGUGCCCAAAGUGGGGAGGCACAAGGGAUUCUGGGCAGCUUGAGCCUCGCCCAAAGGGAUUUGAUUCCCCUGUACCCACUUUUCUUCUUCCCCCAAUGAUGCCAUUACUAAGAAAUAAAUAAAUGUCUUUUUUUUUUCCCCCAAUAAAAGCUUUCUUUUAAUAUAUAAAA
This is a messenger RNA of Mesoplodon densirostris (Blainville's beaked whale), 958 nucleotides long. RefSeq names its product midkine (gene MDK). The record is from RefSeq and is a predicted model, not a curated record. Bases 128 to 625 code for a protein of 165 amino acids. Lineage: Eukaryota; Metazoa; Chordata; Mammalia; Artiodactyla; Ziphiidae. The transcript is spliced from 6 exons. Gene Ontology annotation, molecular function: growth factor activity.